CGACAAAAUGGCAGCGAGUUUGUGGUUAUUUCUAUUCGCAAGUUCUGUAUUAAUACGCUCCAGUUUUGCUGCCAAUGCAGCAUUUAAUAAAACAGUGGAAGCUGUACCCUCGUGUGGUGUCAACAGUAGCGAAAUGUUCUACCAUAUAUCGCAAGCAAAGCUUUUGCCGUUUAAACGAAAUAUUUCAACAUGCGACCAAAAUAUAACCGACCUUGCUUAUCCACCAAAAGCCAUUGUGGACGAAAAUUUCGCGACGUUUUGGCAAGCAGAAGGGGGCAAGGAUAAUACUACAAUAACUGUUGAUUUAUCAGGGGUAAACCAAAAGGUAUGAGGUGCUUUGAAGUUAGGCUUUUGUCACUUUUAUAUUAUACGGUUUGAUGGUUGCUGUGAAUUUGCGUCGUUAGCAACCGAAUGUUUUUGUCGUGUUUUCCGGAAUGUAUUUUUACUGCAUACAAGUUGUGUAUUGUGUAAUACGCUUCACAUGUAAUUCUUUAUAGUAUAUAUACCUCUCAUAUAGUUUAUAUAGUUUUUACGUGUUGUCACUUGUGACGAAAGCCGGUGAUACUUGUCAAUAGACUCGAUACCAGUAUAAAGAUUAAAGUUGCAUUCUGUAUAGUGUAUAGUGUAAAGGUAUUCUGUGAAAUUGACACAGUGCUAUACGCGUCCACAUUGCAAAAUAUUUUGAUUCAAAACUUGAGUCAGAUAAUCCACUCUCAGUGACUCAAAGUUUUGAAUAAAAUAACUCAAAUUUAUGACCAGUUUUGUUAUAUGAGCACCUAUCCGAUACGGAAUGUACAACUUUCAGAAGCUGAACGAAACAACAUCUCUCAAAAUGUUGUUUACCCAACUCUUUUCUUUUCGGUGCCAACCCCCACCAUAAAUAAUAACUGGUCCCUUAGAUAUAAUAUGAUAGCUAUUGCUUUGUAUUCCUAGUUCUACUAUGUGAACUUCAUCACGAUAUCAUUUGGAGACUAUUCCCGUCCUAAACAUAUCGCAUUUCACAAAAAGUCAAGCACAAGUGGUAAUUUUGAGCCAUGGCAUUAUCUUGUCACCGAAGAAGAGCAAUGCGAAACGGUGUUUGGUGUUCCAUUUAACAGAUUUCCUAUCCCUACCAAUGCAGUGUUGUGCACACGAUAUACUGGUGCUGCGCUGGAAACGAAUGAAAAUGUAAGUGAAAUGUACUGUACUUCUAAAUUACACACGUAAAAACGCACAAGUUGUAACAAACCUGCAGCAAACUUGUAUAGCAAUGCUGUUCCAACAACUUGUUAACAGGAUGUGUUCGCACUGCUUGUUCCCAGCUUGUUGCAAGUUUGUCAACGGCUUGUCGAAAACUUGCCACAAGGUUGUUGAGCUCAAUAGACUUAUUACAAGUUCUUCCAAGAACUUGUUAUCGUCCUGCAAUUCAACAAUUUGUCAACAAGUUGUGAGUGACAAUCUUGUAGCAACUUGAUGAAAUAACAGCAUUGUUACAACUUGUUGACAAACCUGCUACAAGUCUGUUGCGAAUACAUCUUGUCGACAAAUGAUGAGAUUUUUACAUGGGUAAGUUUUAGAGGCCAAACAUAAUUUCAUUCCAUUUCUGUUCACGCGUUUCAAAUAACUCCCAUUUGCGUUCAACUCGAAACAUAGCCCAUUUGCGUUUCAAAAUGCGUUUAAUUUCCGUUUCGAACGCGUUCCAAUUCUGUUCUACUUGCGUCGCGAACACGUUCCAGUUCCAUUCCGAAGGCACUCCAGUUACAUUCUGAAUGCAUUUCAAAUUACGUUCCUUUUUCUGUAGAUAACAAUUAAUCUGGAAGGAGGUCGAGGGAAAAUUGUUAAUAAUGAUGGGGAGUUGAAUACGCAACUUUUGGUGUGUUAAAAUUUUGUGAAAUUAAUGAUAAAUAAGCGUUCAAAUAAAAUAGAUAUAAUAGCAACCUGACAAUUGAAUAUUUCUCGUUUUAGAAUUGGAUGAACACCACAGAAGUGGAACUGAAAUUUUCUGGACUAAGAUUGUUUCCUGAUCCGUUAGCUAAACGAUGGGUAAACUAA
Paramuricea clavata is the source of this 2031-nucleotide messenger RNA. Lineage: Eukaryota; Metazoa; Cnidaria; Anthozoa; Malacalcyonacea; Plexauridae. The record is from the annotation of a GenBank genome assembly.